Molecule: messenger RNA, 3431 nt
Organism: Morone saxatilis (striped sea-bass)
Lineage: Eukaryota; Metazoa; Chordata; Actinopteri; Moronidae
Gene: mtss1la
Product: MTSS I-BAR domain containing 2a
Exons: 15
Coding region: 446-2779 (777 amino acids)
Biological process (GO): plasma membrane organization; cell projection assembly
Cellular component (GO): actin cytoskeleton; cytoplasmic side of plasma membrane
Molecular function (GO): phospholipid binding; actin binding
Source: RefSeq, a predicted model, not a curated record
CCUCCUCCUCCUCUUGCCCUCUCCAACAAUUGUGAUCUCUCUGUUAUUUGUGUUAACGCGGUGAUCAUGAGGAGCCACAGUGCAUGUGCCCUCCACGUUUCCCGGCUGUAGCUCACCCGGCCGAAGCGCGUCCCUGCUCCAUCCCUCCCGUGCGUCCGAGAGAGGCGAGUAGCGGCGGCGGAGCGAGCGGCAGCCCCCGGCGCAGUCGAGCACCACAUUUCUUUUUGUCUGUGCGCUCCGCAGGCUUCGGGCUUCGGACUGUGGGCUUUGAGGCUUCGCAUCCUCUCAGCUGCCGGCUUGGCGUAGUCGUAUGAAGGAGAGAAGGAACAGCGGAGGAAGAAAAACAAAGCUCUCCAUGUCUGAUGUUUGAAACUGCACCGACAGUCGGAUAUUUAGUCUGAUUUUUGUCUCUUUUCUGCGAGCUUUUUUGUUAGUUUUUAACACCAUGGAGUCGGUGGAGAAGGAGUGCGGAGCGCUGGGUGGAUUAUUCCAGGCCAUCGUGAACGACAUGAAGAGCUCUUACCCUGUGUGGGAAGAUUUCAGUGCCAAGGCCACAAAACUGCACUCUCAACUCAGGACUACAAUUCUGGCAGCAGUGGCCUUUUUAGAUGCCUUUCAGAAAGUGGCGGACAUGGCUACCAACUCUAGAGGUGCCACCAGGGACGUCGGCUCAGCUCUGACAAGGAUGUGUAUGCGCCACCGCAGCAUUGAGACAAAAUUACGCCACUUCACCAAUGCUCUUAUGGAAGGCCUGGUUACGCCACUCCAGGAUAAGAUAGAGGAAUGGAAGAAGACAGCUAAUCAGCUGGACAAAGACCAUGCCAAAGAAUACAAGCGGUCUCGUCAGGAAAUCAAAAGGAAGUCGUUAGACACCAUAAAACUCCAGAAAAAAGCAAGAAAAGGCCGGGGAAACCUGCGCCCCCAGCUGGACAGUGCCAUGCAGGAUGUCAGUGACUUGUAUCUGCUGAUGGAGGAGACGGAGAAGCAGGCAGUUCGCAGAGCCCUCCUGGAAGAGAGAGGGCGUUACUGUACAUUCAUUAACAUGCUGCAGCCUGUGGUGAAUGUAGAGAUUGCCAUGCUGGGAGAGAUAACACAUUUACAGGCCAUUGUUGAUGACCUCAGUGUGCUGACUGAAGACCCACAUAAGCUGCCACCAGCCAGUGAGCAGGUGAUCCGUGACCUGAAAGGCUCUGACUUUAGCUGGUCAUACCAGACCCCUCCUUCCUCCCCCAGCAGCGCCGGCUCCAGGAAGAGCAGCAUGUGCAGUCUCCUCCAGAUGCCCUCUGCAGGAGCCCAUCGCCUCAGCAGUGUCUCCUCCCACGACUCAGGCUUUGUGUCCCAAGAUGCCAACACCCACUCUAAGCCUCCAUCGCCCAUGCCCUCUGACAUCGCCAGCCAGAAAUCAACAAGCUCAGCCUCCUCUGAGGCUUCAGAAACCUGCCAGUCUGUCAGCGAAUGCAACUCUCCUACAGCGUUUGGCUCAUGCUCAUCCUUCGGUACCUUUCGCCCUGCUUUCUCUCACACUGGCACCAUCAGGCCUCUCUCUGUCAUACUUCCUGCGUCCCCCACAUUUAACCACUCCCCUGGAUCCAACACCCCCUCACCCACAUCAAAGGUUCCUAGCUGGAAGGACUGGGCCAAAUCGAGUUCCUGUGAGCCAUCGUUGGCCACCACUCUGCAGCGUAGGAGGGAGUCCAUGGAUAAGAUGAGAGAACUAGAAGCUCCGCCCAGUCCACUGGGGUAUUCUGGGAUGCAACCAGAUGAUCAACACCGAGCAAGAAUUGGCCCAGGAACCAUAGCAUCCAAGCAUGGCGAGCCACUCUCUCCAGCAGCCAGUACUCUAGCUAUGGUUCUGACUAGGGGCUUGAGUAUGGAGCAGCAGAAGAGCAGCAGGGACUCUCUGCAGUACUCCAGCGGCUAUAGCACUCAGACCAACACCCCUUCCUGUUCUGAGGACACUAUACCCUCACAAGGCUCUGAUUAUGAGUGCUACUCUCUCAAUGGAGAUGCUGACAGUGAAGGACAGGCAGACUUUGACAAGUCCUCCACCAUCCCACGACACAGUAACAUCGCUCAGAGCUACCGCCGAAUGAUCCAAACAAAGAGACCUGCCAGCACAGCAGGUCUGCCUGCAGGGAAGACCCUGCAGGGAACUCCAAAUGGGGGAGGGGGAACCAGCUCCGGAGUUAUCACGUCGGGGACGGCCACCAUUCGCCGGACACCGUCCUCCAAAACUGGAGUGAGACGCACGCCGUCCACAUCCGGCCCCAUUCCAAUCCGGCCCCCCAUUGUGCCCGUUAAGACCCCAACGGUGCCAGAUUCUCCGGGGUACGCCAGUCCGUCGCAGUAUCGCGUGGGCAGCGAGGAGUUUUUGUACGGUGAUGACCCAUCUAGUAGUGACUACACAAGGGCGUCUCCAAACCGAAUGAGCCUCCCUGACACAGCUUGGGGCUGUGGAGGAGGAGGGGCGGACAGGACUGUUUACGCCCAGCAGGCCCCCGGCAUGGCGACCCACAGCACUGAGGAGGACCCUCUGCUCGCUGCCAACCGCCACAGCCUGGUAGAGAAGAUAGGAGAGCUGGCAGCCAGCGCCCACGCCCUUGGCGAGGGCCACUUCCCCUUCCACAGCUCACUGCCAGGGGAUCCAGCUCUGUGUGUACCCCAGGAGUCGUCCUCUACGACCCAGGAGGACACAGAUAUGCUGGUGUCAAUACGCCGGGGGGUGAGGCUCCGCAAGGCAGUGACUGACGACAGGUCGGCUCCCAGGAUUCUGCGGUAGCUGAGGGAGAAGAAGGCUGUGAAGAAGCAGCUGUGGUGCCCUUAUUUACAAACUGAAGCUUUGUAAUAAAAUGCAACAGCACUCAUGUGAUACAUGAACUGAGGUACAAGUAACAAAGAGGAUGUAACGUGGUGAAUGAAGGCCAGUUCAGAGUAAUGGACAAUGUUAAAGUCAUUUCAUGUCUUGUAUGUAUUGCGUACGUACAAAGUAAUCCAUAUUCUUUUGGUUUUUAUUCUUCUUUUUGGUUUUCUUCCCGUCUGUGGACUUUGUGGCUGUGCAUCUCUGCUCCCUGUGUGACCGGUUGUUUCAGCCCAGUUUGUCCAUUUAGACCCAGUGAUGAAGACGUCACGACUGUAGGGAUCAAAUGCUCUGUGUCUUUGUUCUUGCUCUUCUGAUUAUUAUAAUAUUGUGCAUUUCUUAUUAAUUAACACAGCGACCUGUCAGAAGGAAGUGAUGUGCGAAAGUGCUCUGUGAGCCUGUCUGCGUGUUGUGUUUCUCAUCAUUACUGUACAAGUACCGUAUUACUGUUUUGUUUCAUAAGCUGAACAGCAGCUGUGUAAGUCAUGUAAAAUAGGAGCAAUAUGGCAGUGUUUUUAUUGCUGUACUGUACUGUCAAUAUAUUCUGCAAUUAAACAGGCUUUUUACUGUUAAA